Molecule: messenger RNA, 1572 nt
Organism: Didymella exigua CBS 183.55
Lineage: Eukaryota; Fungi; Ascomycota; Dothideomycetes; Pleosporales; Didymellaceae
Exons: 1
Coding region: 178-1341 (387 amino acids)
Biological process (GO): carbohydrate metabolic process; peptide modification
Cellular component (GO): plasma membrane
Source: RefSeq, a predicted model, not a curated record
UGACUGUUGACCGUCGCCUGACCUGUUGACGAUGCCCCGCUGACGUCAUCUUCGAUUUGAAGCCAGGACCAGGACCAGGCAGCGAGGUAGCGCGACGCGUCGAUUCUCAAAUUUGCGGUGGAUCAUCGGCUUUGCAACUUCUCAACCGCUCAAGACCUUCGUACAAGUAUCAACACCAUGUCGGAACCAGACGUGAACACUGCAGGUGCAGCGCAGACGCAACCCAAGAGUUUACCCCGCUACUUUCGCAAUGAUGCUUCGUUGGGACGACGGGACCCUCACAAGCAGCUGCUAGCGUCACUAGAACGCCUGAUUACCGAUUAUCCACCACACAAGAUCUCACCCGGCGGCGGACUCUACUACGGACCUAUCUCUGUGGCCUACCUCUUCUACGCUCUGCACCUUGAGUAUCCGGAUCUGAAGCUGGACGAUUACCCAUUGAACACGUGGUCGGCAGCAUACAUUGAGCAAGCACAAGCAAACAUCAAAGAGUUCCCGGUGCCAUCACCGAGCAAAUGUGGCGUCUCAAACGACAUCAUGUCCUUAUUGGCUCUGUACGCCGUGACUGCGAAAGAUAAAGACACCGCGCAGGAGCUCUGCGAUCACGCGGCCGUACUGAUUGAGCCAGAAGCUGCGAACGAGUGGUUGUACGGACGUGCUGGCUAUCUCUACCUACUACGAUUGGUGCGCGGGGCGUUCAAAGACAGCAAGGAGAUCACUGAGCUUAUUGAGGAUACCGCCGAUGAGAUCAUUGCCAACAUCAUGGAAAGCCCGCGGCCGUGGAAGUGGCAUGGCAAGGCGUACAUCGGUGCUGUGCACGGGGCAAUCGGUAUCAUCACGCAAAUCGUCCUCACUGACAAUUCAUGGGCGCCUAAGCUCCAGGCCGAGCUGACAGUCCUACUCAGCUACCAAUAUGAGAGCGGCAACUUUCCUUCCUCUCUUCCGCCGGGCAAAGACCGUCUCGUGCAGGUCUGCCAUGGUGCUCCCGGGGUCGUUUCGUCACUGCUCUCCAUUCGCCCAUACUUCCCUGACAUUGUAGACCGUAUCGAUAGGGUCAUUUCGAAAGCAAGAGACUGUAUAUGGGAACGGGGUCUCUUGACCAAAGAGCCUUGUCUGUGUCACGGCAUCACCGGCAACGCUUUGGCAUUGGAGGACGAGCAAUUUGAGCACUUCUUGACCUACACUACCGGCCACGAGAUCAAGUCCAUGGCGAAAGAUCACAUGUUAGAAAAGUCGGAUGAUCCCUCGGCGCUAUGGUGCGGUGAGGCAGGACGUGCUUGGGCUUGGGCUGUGGCGGACAAGGGUCUGCCAAAGAGACUCCUCGGCUACAACGAUAUUUGAAAGCACGCACGGAAGGUGAUGGGCAGGUUUGAGCUCAGGCGACGAUGUUACGAAUGGCAUGAAUCACGAAAUGGUGAGGCUAUAAGGCGAUAGCUUAUCGGAAAGGUUGCACUCUGUGCUACAGACGCACAGCGCUACAUUUACGGCCGACUGCAUAGUUAACCGAAAAUCUCAUGAUCCCAGCGUUAUGAAGUACCAAUAGAGGACUUCUCUCAACAGAUCAGACCUUGU